Molecule: messenger RNA, 1596 nt
Organism: Culicoides brevitarsis
Lineage: Eukaryota; Metazoa; Arthropoda; Insecta; Diptera; Ceratopogonidae
Gene: Pi4KIIalpha
Product: phosphatidylinositol 4-kinase type 2-alpha
Exons: 8
Coding region: 129-1541 (470 amino acids)
Biological process (GO): phosphatidylinositol phosphate biosynthetic process; Golgi organization; endosome organization
Cellular component (GO): plasma membrane; endosome; trans-Golgi network
Molecular function (GO): 1-phosphatidylinositol 4-kinase activity
Source: RefSeq, a predicted model, not a curated record
CGCGCAAAAAAAGUCAACAAACGAAAACAAACGAUGAAAAAAAGUUUUCCAAUAGAUUAAAUAAGAAAAUAAAAAAGUUUGCUGGGAAUAUUUUAAAUAUUUUCUCUGAUGUGUGACUGCUUUUUAUAAUGUCCAACCAAAACAUAUUGGUGAAUUUGGGUGACGAUACAGUAACACACUCAAAAAACUCACAGAAAAAGGACAAGUUACAAGAAAAUUCAGUAGAUUUUCGUGAAAACACCACUGUUGCAUCCCCAACGACAUCGAGUGAUUUUCGAGAGGAAACAAAACUUCCCGUGACCGAAGUUUAUUAUUUAAAUUCCAGAUUAGAUAUAGAUGGUGAAUGUUUGCCACUUUUAGAUAGGCAUGAUAUACAGUAUAAUCAAUUUCCAGAUGAUCCGCAAUUUAGUGAAUUAGUUUACCAAACUGAAAUAGCUAUAGAUGCUGGUAUAUACCCAGAAAGGAUUUAUCAAGGCAGUAGUGGAUCUUAUUUUGUUAAAAAUCCUGCUGGAAAAAUUAUUGCUGUAUUUAAACCAAAAGAUGAAGAACCGUACGGACGUUUAAAUCCAAAAUGGACAAAAUGGAUGCAUAAAUUAUGUUGUCCUUGUUGUUUUGGCAGAGCGUGCUUAAUUCCAAACCAGGGAUACCUAUCGGAGACAGGAGCUAGUUUAGUGGACCAAAAAUUAAAUUUAAACAUUGUACCAAAAACCAAAUGCGUAAAACUAAUUUCUGAAACGUUUAAUUAUUCACGAAUUGACAGACAGAAAACUAGAAUCAAAAAGAGCAUUAAAGAACGAAUUCCUGCUGCAAAAUUCAAUCGUAUGAGCCUUCCACCAAAGGUAGGAUCUUUUCAGUUAUAUGUGGAUGGAUAUAAGGAUGCAGACUAUUGGAUUAGGCGGUUUGAACAAGAACCGUUACCAUCAAACGUUGCUAAAAAAUUCCAAAAACAAUUUGAAUGCUUAGUCAUAUUAGAUUAUAUAAUAAGAAAUACAGAUAGAGGAAAUGAUAAUUGGUUAAUUAAGUACGAUCAACCGAAGCUAGUUCAACUAAAUAACAAUAAAAAUAUUUCAAAGAGUACAGAAACUUCUGAAUGGAAUAUUGUUGAUUUUCCUGAGAUAAGAAUCGCUGCUAUUGACAAUGGAUUAGCUUUCCCAUUUAAACACCCAGAUUCAUGGAGGGCUUAUCCUUACCAUUGGGCAUGGUUGCCACAAGCUAAAGUACCAUUUAGUCAAGCAACAAGGAAUGAAAUCCUACCACUUUUAUCUGAUAUGAAUUUUGUCGAAGAUUUAUGUCAUGAUUUAUACGACCUUUUUAAACAAGAUAAAGGAUUCGAUAAAGGAUUGUUUGAAAGACAGAUGUCUGUGAUGCGCGGCCAAAUAUUGAAUUUAACACAAGCAUUAAAGGAUGGUAAAAGUCCAGUUCAAUUGGUUCAAAUGCCAGCCGUCAUUGUAGAACGAUCACGCAUCAACCCAGGAUCACAUGUUUUAAAUUCAUUAACACAACGAUUUCAAAAUAAAAGCCCCUUUUUUUCAUGGUGUUAAUUAAUCAAAUAAUAUUAUUUAUUGGAAUAAAAACAACUGAAUUAAUUGAACAAAA